AGCGAUAGCGUUUCAUUGCCGAUAGUCAUGACACUUCAAGCUGGAAGCCAGGAAUGUAACAGAAAAGUGGUGAUUGUCGAGUCAGUUGAUAGCCUUCGUCGCACUACGUACCGAGGCUGUAGCACGAAUUCGAAACAACGAUCGAUUGAUUUGAUCUUAUCAACGUCGACAGCUGGAGCCAGAGUGACCAGAGUGAGCCGUGCCACAGCCUGAUCAGCAGUUCGUCCAUGGAUCUGCUUAUCGUAGCGGGGACACGUGAAAGGUCUCUAGUAAUUAUGAGAAAGUAUGUUGUACAGAAAAGUUGAUGGAGUAAUAAAUCCACUUACGUGGCCCCCCUGCUCUGCUAUAAUCAUGGCUUGCCCAGGGUGGACCGGGGAUGAUUGGGAUGACAACCUCCUGCCCUGGGGAUGCUCACCGAGGCAAAAGAAUUUCUUGGCGGGGCUGGGUGGUAGCUCCGGCGCCACUCACGUGACAUAUUAUAAUGACGCAAAUCUCGGACUGGGUAUUACUACUGAUGUUUGGUUUGCUAGCAAGGCAUUUCUUAUUGUAGUAAUGGAACCAAGAGAGUAUGGGAGCUUGGUUCACAUUCAAUAUUCUUUUAGAGCUGGCAUUGUGGCUAGGUGUUCUGAGGAAUUGGCAGGGAUAAAACUUCGGUCUUUUUGAUCUGUUAGGUGGGUUAGUGUAGUGAGACUUAUAUCAAGGGGA
Molecule: messenger RNA, 705 nt
Organism: Pseudovirgaria hyperparasitica
Lineage: Eukaryota; Fungi; Ascomycota; Dothideomycetes; Acrospermales; Acrospermaceae
Exons: 1
Coding region: 286-663 (125 amino acids)
Source: RefSeq, a predicted model, not a curated record